UUUAGAAGUUCCAACAACAAAGACCAUGAGAGGCGGCAGAAAAGCCCUCCUCUGCCUCUCCCUCUCCAAGAAACUGGUGACUUCCACGAAAGUAUCAGAACAAGUAUAUGCUUCUACAAAACUUGCGCCUCUCUCCACUUGCACCAGCACCGGUGCUGGAGUCUCCAAAGAUGAGAAAGACCAACCUCCGCAAUCCAAGAGAGAUUCAAGCCUUCUCGAGAAAUUCAGGCAGAGAAAACUCCAAGGUCGUCUUGGACCAACACAAACUACACCUCCACUAUCAAGUUCAGGUUCAAGCUCCGAGAGGGUACUGAGAAGGAGCGAGGAUUGUUUGCAGAAUGAUAAGAGGGGAGCACGACCCUCCGAGGAGGUCCUGUCGGGUUUUGAAGAGUUGGGGUUGAGAGAGGGUUUAAUAGGGGCUCUGCUGGAGAUGGGUGUUUCGGCUCCUUCUGAGAUUCAGUGUGUUGGAAUCCCUGCUAUUCUGGAAGGGAAGUGCCUGGUUUUGAGUUCUGAUUCUGGCCCUGGCAGGUCUCUGGCUUAUUUGUUGCCCCUUGUCCAGCUUUUGCAACGGGAUGAGACACUAUCACGUAUGAAGCCCAAGCAUCCUCGGGCAAUUGUGUUGUGCACUACAGAUGAGCAAUCUGAUGAGGGUUUUCACAUGGCGAAGUUCAUCAGCCAUCAUGCACGGUUGAAGCCUGGAACAGAAACCAGUUCCAGUCAAUCAAGAUCCCAACAGGAAUUGUCCAAUGCCCCUAUUGGUAUGCUCGUUGGAACCCCUAGUGAGGUUCUUCAAUUCAUGGAGGAGGGAAGUGUGAUUCUUGAUGAUGUCAAAUAUCUGGUGUUGGAUGAGGCAGACACCAUGUUGAAUCGUGGUUUUGGUCCUGAAAUUAACAGAAUGGUAACCCCGUUGAGAAAACAUGCAUUAAAGCGCAAUAAUCACGGGCUGCAAACUGUUUUGAUUACUUCAACAAUAUCAAAGAUGCUAGGUGAUGAGGUAUCUCGACUUAUGGAGAGUCUUGAGCGCAAUCAUGCCGGAAAAGUUGCUGCAGCAGUAUUGGAGAUGGAGCAAAUGGAGGUAUUUGAUCUCCUCGAGUCUCCAGAUGCUCUGAAGAAGAGAGUAGCUGAAGCUAUGGAUUCCUUACACUCAUGUGCAUCGGAAACUUGACACUUCUAUUAAUCUCGGCUCCCUGUACUGAUAAAAUGAGGCACAGCUCUUAACUCUCAAUGGUUAUUCCUAUACUAGUGCCAUCACGGUCCUUAUGUUAAGGCUAUAUUAGUAAUUAGUCUUAAAAGUUUAUAAAACUCUCCGAACUUAAAUCACUGAAGUUCUUUUCUGGCAUUUGACUUCAGUUUGAGGUUAAACUACGUAUUAAUUGUGCAAUUAAUUAAUUACUUGUUACCUUAGAUUGCUUGGCAGCUUCUAUGAAAUGCAGCUUGGUUUUUGCUGCUAAAUUUGCUAUAUGUGGAUAAAUUUACAAGUAUCGUAUGUUUCAGCUCAUUUGGAAUGAAUGAGAUCAUAACUAUUAGUUUAAUGCUGCCAAUUGACCAGAAAAUCCUAUUUGCAUUGGUGGUUUUGAGGCUCUUCCUUUUGUUGAAGGAAACUAAUUCUUACACUUGUUCUGAGUUCACUUUUGACAAAUUAUCAAUGGAUGGAAGGCGUCCUCUGCAGUAGGGUUUGAUCCCCUAGAACGGAAUAUUGAGUAGAUAUGCAAGUAUAGUAACAUUAUAUUAUUUUGUAGUAGAGAUGCAUGUGAAGCGCUUGAGAAAGCUGUUGGGAAGAUAUAAUUGCUCUUUUAACAACUGGAAAAGUGAACAAAGCUGACAAUUCUGGUUGAUGUGUAGCUUCAAAAUCUGGU
Tripterygium wilfordii is the source of this 1856-nucleotide messenger RNA. RefSeq names its product DEAD-box ATP-dependent RNA helicase 39-like. The coding region runs from base 26 to 1165 and encodes 379 amino acids. Lineage: Eukaryota; Viridiplantae; Streptophyta; Magnoliopsida; Celastrales; Celastraceae. The record is from RefSeq and is a predicted model, not a curated record. The transcript has 5 exons. Gene Ontology annotation, molecular function: ATP binding; RNA binding; RNA helicase activity.